AUGAGGUUAUUAGGAGGCAUCCUUGGGAUGGCGAGUUUGUUGAUGCAGACUGUCACAGCCAUUGACAUGGUAAUAACUUCCGUGAAAGCCGCCGCCGCCGAAAUCGCCUUCGGCCUCACAAAAUACUACACCGGCCACCUCCCCGGCGACACCCCCGGCAACCUCCCAGACCCCUACUUCUGGUGGGAAGCAGGCGCCAUGUUCGGCACCCUAAUCGACUACUGGCAGCUCACCGGCGACGACACCUACAACGACAUCACAAAGCAAGCCAUCCUCCACCAAGCCGCCCCCACCCGGGACUUCAUGCCCCGCAACCAAACCCGCACGCUGGGCAACGACGACCAAGGCUUCUGGGCCAUGACAGCCAUGACAGCCGCCGAGCUCAAAUUCCCCGACCCUGGCCCCGACCAACCCCAAUACCUCGCCCUCGCCCAAGCAGUCUUCAACCAAUGGGCCCAACGCUGGGAGGAAAACGAGUCCUCCGGCUGCGGCGGCGGCCUCCCCUGGCAAAUCUUCCGCUUCAACCGCGGCUUCAACUACCGCAACUCCAUCUCCAACGGCUGCUUCUUCAACAUCGCCUCCCGACUAGCUCGCUUCACGGGUAACGUCACCUACGCCGAGUGGGCAGCCAAGAUCUACACCUGGCAGGAAGAGACCGGCCUUUUUCGGGAUGGUGACGUGCUAGACGGUGUGACGGUCAAGCCGGAGGAGGGCAACAGCUGUGACUCCAUCGACGAGAUCCAGUGGACGUACAACGCGGGCAUUUUCAUUCACGGGUCGGCGGUGAUGUAUAAUUUUACCGAUGGGAACCCGAUCUGGAAACGACGCCUCGACAGCCACUUGGCUUCCGCCGAGAGGACGUUCUUCACCAACAGCACCGAUGGGGAGAGGGUCAUGUUUGAACAGUUUUGUGAACCUCCGGGAUUUUGCGAUAUUGAUCAGCGGAGUUUCAAGGGGUAUCUCACUCGUUGGCUGGCGAGGACGACACAGCUGGCGCCUUAUACGUUCGAGUCCAUCUCCCCGCUUCUGACCAAUAGCGCUAUUGCAGCGGCGAAGGCCUGUUCGGGUUCGCCGACUGAGGCACCACCUGGGGAACAACCCUUUCGUGGCAGGCCAGGGACGGCUUGUGGGUUCAGCUGGACAAAGGGGGGGUAUGACGGGAUGAACGGGGUGGGGGAGCAGAUGAAUGCCUUGAGCGCGGUGGCGUCGACGUUGGUGGAUAGGGUUGAUGUGCCUGUUACGGGGGACACGGGCGGGACGAGCAAGGGGGACGUGAAUGGGGGUGCGGACGGGCCGGGGAGUUGGAUGACGGGGAAGGAGUACAAGCCCAUCACCACGGGGGAGAGGGUCGCGGCCGGGUUUGUGACGGCGGCGAUGGUUUUUGGGGUUAUUGGGGGGAGUGCGUUCCUAAUACUAUAA
Podospora pseudocomata is the source of this 1419-nucleotide messenger RNA. RefSeq lists its product as uncharacterized. The coding region runs from base 1 to 1419 and encodes 472 amino acids. The transcript has 2 exons. The record is from RefSeq and is a predicted model, not a curated record. Gene Ontology annotation, molecular function: mannan endo-1,6-alpha-mannosidase activity. Gene Ontology annotation, biological process: carbohydrate catabolic process; fungal-type cell wall biogenesis. Lineage: Eukaryota; Fungi; Ascomycota; Sordariomycetes; Sordariales; Podosporaceae.